CUGCAGCGGUUUGGGCUGUAUUGGCUGCUUCGAUCUCCAAUAAAUUCGUGGUAGCCGCUUCAGUGGUGGCAGUAUUUUCAUCGAGAAUAUUAGUAAAAAUGACGGGUUUAAAACUCUGCAAAAAAUGA
Ambispora gerdemannii is the source of this 128-nucleotide messenger RNA. Lineage: Eukaryota; Fungi; Glomeromycota; Glomeromycetes; Archaeosporales; Ambisporaceae. The record is from the annotation of a GenBank genome assembly.